GUAUCCAGGGGAGGGGGCUGAAAACAACAAACUGAAGGCGUCAUCAUUCCUUAUACGUAACGAGGGUUCGUGGUUAUAAAAGCAACGCGAGCUUCAGUCGGGUGUUUUUUUCCCCCUCCUUGCUCAUCGACGGUCCGGUUUUUACAAAGUUUUUUUUUUGUUCUUCUAAUCCAGGGAUCAGUCAGGCUAGUGUGUGCUUUUAGUUCGCUAACAGUUCUGUUCAGCGUAAUUAAAACUCAAUAAUGGCCGAUAAGAUGGAUAUGUCACUAGACGACAUCAUCAAACAGAACAGGCAGCAGAGAGGAGGCGGAGGAGGCCGUGGUGGAAGAGGCCGCGGCCGCGGAGGCUCUGGCGGGGGCCGAGGCAGUGUCGGAGGGGUUGGCCGUGGAGCCGCUGUUGGAGGCUUUGGAGGCCGUGGUGGAGGAUCAGGCCCCAUGAGGAACCGACCGAACCUGAGCCGUGGCAGAGCAAGACCUACGCCGUACAGCAGGCCGAAGCAGCUUCCAGAUAAAUGGCAACACGACAUGUACGGCAAUCAUGGCUUCAAUGCCAACGCCGGCGGUGGCGGAGGAGCCGGCGUGGAAACCGGAGGGAAGCUUCUAGUCUCCAAUCUCGACUUUGGCGUUUCCGAUGCCGAUAUUCAGGAGCUCUUUGCAGAGUUUGGUACACUGAAGAAGGCGGCGGUUCACUAUGACCGGUCGGGAAGGAGCUUAGGAACGGCAGAUGUCCACUUUGAGAGGAAGGCAGACGCACUGAAAGCGAUGAAACAGUACAAUGGCGUCCCACUUGAUGGGCGUCCCAUGAACAUACAGCUUGUCACGUCACAGAUCGACACACAAAGACGACCACCCAUGCAGGGCAUGAAUCGAGGUGGAGGUGGCAUGAAUAGGGGUCGCGGCAGUGGGUUUGGAGGGAUGCAGAGAGGACGAGGAGCAGGUCGGGGUGGAGGAAGAGGCAGGGGUCGCGGUGGCCGUGGAGGAAGCACCAAGCCACUUUCGGCUGAAGAGCUGGAUGCCCAGCUAGAUGCCUACAAUGCCAGAAUGGAAACCAGCUAAGAGCCUUGGCAGCUCCUCCAGGCUGCAUUCCCCUCCAGGCUGAACAUGAGGACAGUCGCAGUUGUUACAGCGUUGAUGAUGCAAAGGGUUUUACAGUUGGAAGUCUUCUAGUGUUAAAAUUUGUGUACCAAUCUUCUCCUUUUAAAUGCUCCGAAGUGUUUUUUACCAAUUUGUUUUUUGAAAAAAAAUAUUGGUUGACUGUAGGUUUGAAGGGGGUGGGGUGUUCCCUGAUGAUUCCUUCCCCCUAUUGAUUACUGUAAUAAAUCCUGCAGUACAUAUUAACCAUA
Esox lucius (northern pike) is the source of this 1342-nucleotide messenger RNA. It is a transcript of the gene alyref, whose product is annotated as Aly/REF export factor. Gene Ontology annotation, molecular function: mRNA binding. The transcript has 6 exons. Gene Ontology annotation, cellular component: nucleus. The record is from RefSeq and is a predicted model, not a curated record. Gene Ontology annotation, biological process: mRNA export from nucleus. Bases 243 to 1055 code for a protein of 270 amino acids. NCBI's taxonomy places the organism in Eukaryota, Metazoa, Chordata, Actinopteri, Esociformes, Esocidae.